Besnoitia besnoiti is the source of this 1032-nucleotide messenger RNA. Its product is annotated as DnaJ domain-containing protein. The coding region runs from base 1 to 1032 and encodes 343 amino acids. The record is from RefSeq and is a predicted model, not a curated record. NCBI's taxonomy places the organism in Eukaryota, Apicomplexa, Conoidasida, Eucoccidiorida, Sarcocystidae. The transcript is spliced from 2 exons.
AUGAGAGAGAAGCCUGGCGCAGCACGGAGGGCAGGUCCGUCGCCCUACGAAGUUUUGGGCGUGGCCCCAAACGCGUCACGAGCGGAAAUACGAGCUGCUUUUUUCCGCGCCGCGCGCCUGUGCCACCCAGACAAACACCAGCAGCUGCAGAGGUGGAGUGAGCGUGGAGGAAGGGAUUUCGAAGACGAUGCAUCUACUCGCUGCGGCAGUGCUGGUCGAGGACCGGCAACUGUAGGAUGCUCUACGGACUCAAAUUGCGGUUCGCCGCCCGCCUUGGAUGCCCCGGCGGAUGCGUCCGCGCGGGGAAUAGACAAGAAGGACACUAAUAGGGCAGUUGCCUCGGGUGAAAGCGAACGCGCGCGUGGCGCUGAGACCGAUGAGAGGCGUGCGGAAGGAGCAUGCAGGCGGCCUUCAAAUGGGAACGCAGAAAGCACGGACAGCGGCAUGUGCCGAGACUUCAUUGCGUUGAAGGAGGCUUUUGAUGCUCUUCAGGUCGCCGAGACUCGCCAGGCGGUCGACCAAGCCUUGCUCAGACAAGGCGUGGCGCAUGUGACUUGCAUUCGGCUCUCCGAUCUGCAGUGGCUAGACGACGACCUCUGCUUUUUCGUUUGCCGAUGUGGCGAGGAGCUUCCUCUGGAUGCGCGGGAUUUGGCAGCUCGCAGGCGUGCGCGGCGGAAAUGCGCUGCGCCCGCGUGCCGCGGCUCCGCUGACUCGGCGGACUCCCAGCGCGCCGCCUCGAGUGGCGCCGCGGCCGCGGGAGGCGACGCGGGCCACGCUGAUUCAGGGGAAGGCCGAAAUUCCAGCUCGCGCGCAGAGCAAGCACACAGCGAGGCCGCGCGAGGCACAGAAACACUCGACUCAGAGGGGAAGUGGGCGGGAUGCGGAAAAGGCGAUCCACGGGAAUCGAACACUCGCAGACCAAGAGGAGAUGCGCCGGCCGGUGACGUGCUCGUAGAGGUUUCCUGUGAGAGCUGCUCUUUAACCAUGUGCCUUCUCGACGGUGGAGAGUUCCGCAGGGGUGACUUCACAUGA